Molecule: messenger RNA, 2102 nt
Organism: Myotis myotis
Lineage: Eukaryota; Metazoa; Chordata; Mammalia; Chiroptera; Vespertilionidae
Gene: PHOSPHO1
Product: phosphoethanolamine/phosphocholine phosphatase 1
Exons: 3
Coding region: 289-1287 (332 amino acids)
Biological process (GO): bone mineralization involved in bone maturation
Molecular function (GO): phosphatase activity
Source: RefSeq, a predicted model, not a curated record
AGCCUCCGGGGCAGCCGCGGGGCGGGGCCCGCCCCUUUUCAUGUGCGCCGGCGCCGCUGUGAUUGGACGGCCGCUUGUGACGUGCGGGGACUGCGGUGGCCCGGGCGCUGCGGCAGCCGCAGAGCCAGCGCGGCUCGGGCUCCGGCUCCCGGGCAUUUAAAGGGGACGCGCGGCGGCCCGGGCUGGGGGGAUGGAAGGCAGGUGGAGGGGACGGCCCAGACGCACAUCACCCACGGCCCCUCCGGACCGGAGGCACUCGUGAGCCGCAGCCCAGAAACCCGAGGGUGGAUGAGACACCGCGUCCCCUCCAGCUCCCGCAAGCACCCCCAGCUCCAUCCUGCGCCCCAAUACCGCCGCGAGCCCCUCUCUCCACUCUCUGCGCUUCAAACUCAGCCGGGACAGACUUCCGCCGCCGCCGCCGCUCCGCACCCUGCCGGAGAAGCUCAGAGAUCCUUGCCCCUUUUAUUUGAGGAACUCUUUUGGACGACACAAAAUGAUUUGAUCAUUCAGGACAAAACUGCUCUAGAGGACGGCGGGAUGGCGGUGCAGGGCGCGCCGCGCUUCCUCCUGACCUUCGAUUUUGACGAGACCAUCGUGGACGAAAACAGCGACGACUCGAUCGUGCGCGCCGCGCCGGGCCAGCGGCUGCCGGAGAGCCUGCGCGCCACCUACCGCGAGGGCUUCUACAACGAGUACAUGCAGCGGGUCUUCCAGUACCUGGGCGAGCAGGGCGUGCGGCCGCGGGACCUGCGCGCCGUCUACGAGGCCAUCCCCCUGUCCCCGGGCAUGGGCGACCUGCUGCAGUUCGUGGCCAAGCAGGGAGCCUGCUUCGAGGUGAUCCUCAUCUCGGAUGCCAACACCUUCGGCGUGGAGAGCGCGCUGCGCGCCGCCGGCCACCUGGGCCUGUUCCGCCGCAUCCUCAGCAACCCGUCGGGGCCCGACGCGCGGGGGCUGCUGGCGCUGCGGCCCUUCCACGCGCACAGCUGCGCGCGGUGCCCCAGCAACAUGUGCAAGCACAAGGUGCUCAGCGACUACCUGCGCGAGCGGGCCCAGGACGGCGUGCACUUCGAGCGCCUCUUCUACGUGGGCGACGGCGCCAAUGACUUCUGCCCCAUGGGGCUGCUGGCCGGCGGCGACGUGGCCUUCCCGCGCCGCGGCUACCCCAUGCACCGCCUGAUCCAGGAGGCGCAGAAGGCCGAGCCCAGCUCGUUCCGCGCCACCGUGGUGCCCUGGGAGACCGCCCACGACGUGCGCCUCCAUCUGCAGCAGGUGCUGAAGGCGUGCUGAGACGGCGGCCAGCAGGGGGCGCCCCGACCAGGAGUGAGGAAGGGAGAUCGGGAAAGACAGUCUAGUUUUUUAACUUCCUUUCCCUUUCGCUUUGGUGUGGAAUUUCUAGAAUUCCAGGCCCGUCCAUGCGGGGGCUGAAGGAGGGAGUUCAGAGCCAAUCCGAACUAUCCAUGCAGUUAAACCAGCGCGGCCACAGCAAACAGUUAAAUUCUGGACGGUGGCCCAACCCGGGUGAUGCGCAUUCCUGGGAAGGCAGCAGCGUUUCCUAAAAGCUUGUCCUCCGAACUGGGAGGAAGAGGUGCCCUUGUGCGCGAGAGAACUUUAACUGCUGCCUGGCCCGUAACUUCCCUUCUUCCAGGCUUAGGUCAGGGAGGAAUCCUCCCGCAUCGACGCCCCGCGGAGAGAGGAAGCUUUCUGCCCACAGCCCCAGGCCUAGAUUUCGCUUCACCUACCGCGAUGCCACACUACAUCCCUUUUCUGGCCUCCCUUCCCCGCCCAUCCGGCCAGCAACCCCAAAGGAAGAAAAGCCAGACGGAACAGUCGCCUCCUGGUGGUGGAACGAGGUAGCACACUGUCUGGCUUGGGUCGGACCAGCCAGGAACCUCGCAGCGGUGCCUCGGUGUCUUCUCGUACCCCAGCCUCGUCUAUGCAACAAGACCAGGGACAACCAAAGUCACCCCCGUAGGCUGGGCCCUCUGCGGCCCCUCCUCUCCUAUGGAACAGAAAGCCAUGACGUUUUAAAACAGAGCCAGCGAAACCCAAGCCCCUCCUCUUUGGUGUUUUAGAGCUAUUAAAGCAGGUGAAGGGGGAGAGUC